Molecule: messenger RNA, 948 nt
Organism: Panicum hallii
Lineage: Eukaryota; Viridiplantae; Streptophyta; Magnoliopsida; Poales; Poaceae
Product: CASP-like protein 1U3
Exons: 2
Coding region: 284-853 (189 amino acids)
Source: RefSeq, a predicted model, not a curated record
CACAUCUUCGAUUAGACGAUUACCAUAUGAAGCAUUCACCCCAUUCGGCAGCGAAAAAUUAUCUACUGAUUUUUUUUAUUUUUCUAGAUGAGUAGUAGUAGUUCCUAACUGCUGUCAGAAUCAUUAGCCAAGAAAUAGUUGGGAAUAAAUGCUCCAUAAUUGGACUAGAGAUUGCUUAAUUUUUUUUCCGACCAACUACUUGCUUGUCUUGCUCAUACAAGCGCUUAAUCUGUGGUGUGUAAGGUGAUGCCUUGCUCGUUGAUGUUGCUCUGAACCAUCAACCAUGGCUGCUGGCAAGUCCGACGGGUCGUCGGACGCGGCCAGCCUCGCCCUCCGCAUCGCCACCGUGGCGCUGUCGGUGGCGUCGGCGGCCAUGAUGGCGUCCGCAUCCCAGCGCUCCUGCGCCGGCUGCGUUCCGGCGAGCCAGGUUUCCGUCUCCUACAGCGACUACAGCUCCCUCAAGUAUUCUCUCGUCGCCAAUAUCAUCUCGGCGGCGCUGCAGGCGGCGGCGGCGUGGCUGGCGGCGCGCGGCAGGGAGGGCGAAGGCAAGGCGGCCAGGUCGCUGGCCGAGCUCGUCGACACGGCCGCGCAGGUGUUCCUCUACUCCUCGUCGGCGCUGGCGUUCUCGGUGGACGACUUCGGCACCUGCGGCCACAGGGUCGCCGGCGUCUGCAAGGGCUCCGGCGAGUUCUGCCAGCGGGUCCGCGCGUCCGGUGCCGUCUCGAUGGCGGCGGCCGUCGCCCUGGCUGCGUCCAAGUACCUGAAGGACGUGCCGGUCUCGACUUGGUUCAAGGGUGAUGAAACGAAGAAGGCGAAGUCGGGUUGUGGCCGCGGCUGCCAUUGCCACCAUUAGCUCAACUUCGUCAGAUUAUGAAAUUUGCAGAAACUUGUUUCGCUUGAGUUGUUCAGUUGAUUGAUUCCUACUUUUCGAUUGAUUUUACCAUGAUC